CCGGGGACUUUCAAGAUGGAUGCGUUCAAGAGAAUAAGAUAUUUAACUUACGAUUUAUGAAGAAAUAACCCAUAAGGGUACAUCUGUUCCCAAUCAUGGCCACCAAGCGGCCUGCUGAGGAUCAGGCCGCAGGCUCAGGUGGUCCUCCUGCCAAAAAGUCCAUGACAAGGUUUGAUCCUGUCAGUAUUGGCCGAGUCUAUAACCUGGAGGAACUGGACAUGAAGGUGCUGAAGUUCCAGAACAAGAAGUUGGUAGAAAGGAUUGAGCUUCGUCGACGUGCAGAAGAUGAACUGAGAAAAAGAAUCGAUCAGCUGGAGAAUCGUCAGUGCACUGACGAUGCUGUCCUUAUGAUAGUCAACAGAUACUGGAAUCUGCUUGACGAGGAUGCUCGUGUGUUGUUGCAGAGGUUUGAUGCAGAAACGGCAGAUGAAAUGGAAACCAAAAACGAGAGUGAUGCAACAACAGCAUUCCUUACCCUGUUGUCGACCUGGGACAAACAGGAACUGGAGCAGAAACUUGGACAGCGAGUGGAGUUCUCCAAGCGUGCCAUUGGUAAACUACUACAGGCCUUCGACAGGCUUCUCCAGAGAAAUGAGAAACUCAACAAGGCUAUCCAGGACAAAGUUGAAACUGAGGCCAAAGCUCACGAAAUGGCUUCUGUUGCCAAUGAAAUCACAGAGGUGAAGAUAGAACCAGAGGUCAUCGAUAUAAAGAAAGAGGUGCCAGAGUCUGUCAAAGUUGAAGGGACAGAAGUCAAGACAGAGGCAGAACAAGGAGCUGGUGAUGUAUCAACAGCCAGUGUUAAAGAGGAAGGUGAGGGGGAGGACAUCAAACCAGAGACGUCCAUGGAAGUGAAGGAGGAGGGAGAUACUGAGGUGAAAGAAGAACCAGUAGAUGAAGUGAAGGAGGAGGUACCGGAGGAGGAGAAUGUCUUAUCUCUCCGUGACGUAGUACAGAAUGAACUGGUGGUCUUACAGCAGGAAAACAAACAGAUCCACAACAUGGUCACACACCUCCAUGCGCGCCACCACGAACAUACGCUCAAGGUGUCAGAGUUACAAGACAAGCUGACAGCAGCAGAGACAGAAAUAGCCGAGCUGAAAAACAAGAUGGAUGAUCUGGAGUACAACUAUGAGAAGGCCGACUCUCGGGCGGAGAAGUUGGAUCGACACCUGGCCGACGCCUGUCAGAAACUUCAGGGUUACCAGGACACAACUACCAUCAUACCUGUGGAGGGCGGCAAGAGUAUUACAGGUGUUUCUAAAAAUAAGUUUGAUGAGAUCAUACAGGACUUGGAGGAACAGCGAGAACUUGCCACCAACAGGAUGACAGAAUUAGAGAAACUCAGUAAAGAACAUCAGGAGGCUCUCACAGAAAUUGAAAAAUUAAAAAUGGAUCUCCAACACCUGCCUGAGAGUGUGAUCGUGGAGACAACAGAAUAUAAGUGCCUACAAUCACAGUACUCUGUCCUCUAUAACGACAACAUGCAGUUCCGUACUCAGAUAGAGGAGUCGAGUAGCCGACUUCAGAACAGUAAAAAUACCCAUCUCCGACACCUGGAACAGAUGGAGAGUGAUGAGCUGGGAGGACAGAAGAAAUUGAGGGGGGAAUGUAUACAGUUGGAGGACGCUCUAGCACAGGUCAGGAAGGAGUACGAGAUGUUGAGGAUCGAGUUUGAACAGACUCUGGCACAGAAUGAACAGACAGGACCAAUUAACCAUGAGAUGAGGAAUUUGAUCCAAAGUUUACAGAAACACAAUCAGCAGCUGAAAUCAGAAUCGGGCAGGUACCGACGACGGGCAAAGGAAGCACAGGCAGAGUGCACCAAGAUCAAAGCAGAACUUGCUGCUAAUGAACAAAAACCAAGCAACAAUGGAACAGGUGAAAAUUCUGGGGUUGCUGGUACUCAUAGUAAUUCAGGUUCUCAGGGAGCAGAAACAGUCCCCACGAAGGACCAAGUUCCUUCACCUCCUACCCCAACCUCCAGCAGUAAGUCUGAACCACUCGAACCACCAGCUUGUAUUCUAACCAAAGAGGAGGACAGGGAUGACCUUGAGUACAGAGAGAAGGGCAAAACUGACCUUGAGGUCAUCAAAGAUUUACGGUCACAGCUGAAACAGGCGCAGGCUAGUCAGAAGGAGCUGAAACUUUUACUGGAUAUGUACAAGUCGGCUCCCAAAGAACAGCGCGACAAAGUACAGCUGAUGGCCAGUGAAAAGAAAGCAAGACAGGAAAUAGAGGAACUCAAAACACAUAUUAAGAAAAUGCAGGAGACAGAGCGUAAAGAGAGGCGAAAACUAGCAGAGGAAGACGCAAUCAGAAAGAUAAAGAAGAUGGAAGAAACAAUAACAGAACUACAGAAGAAUUUGACAAGUCAGAAACAGAAGGAAGAGGCUUUACUGGACGAAAUGGAGGUAACUGGCCAGGCGUUCGAGGACAUGCAGGAACAAAACACACGUCUACUUCAACAACUCAAAGAGAAGGACGACGCUAACUUUAAACUGAUGUCAGAGCGAAUUAAGUCCAACCAGAUUCAGAAGUUAUUACGAGAGGAGAAGGAGGUACUGGCUGACCAGGUGAAUACUAUCCACUCCCAGGUCGAGGCUCAAAACAUUGUAGUUAGGAAACUGGAGGAGAAGGAACAGAUACUGCAGAAUACGCUGUCUACUAUAGAGAAGGAACUCGGUCUGACACAGCAGGCCAUGGAGAUGCACAAGCGUAAGGCCGUCGAGAGUUCACAAACUGCGGCCGACCUGAAGCUCCACCUGGACAAGUACCAGGCCCAGCUGAAGGAGGCUACAGUCCUGGUGGCCGAGAAAACAGGAGCCCUGGAGCAGGAGGCUUACAAACACAAGAGGAUGCAGGAAGAAAUAGCUAAGCUGCAGAGAAAGUUGGAACGAACAAAGAAGAUAGAAAUGGCGGGUGCUGCUGAUGAGGUUCUCAUGGCAGAGAUAGCAGAGUAUAAAGAACAGCUGACAUGUCCCUCGUGUAAGGUGAACCGUAAGGAUGCUGUGUUGACCAAAUGUUUCCAUGUGUUCUGUCUCGAGUGUCUCAAGACACGGUAUGAGACGCGUCAGCGAAAGUGUCCCAAGUGUAACGCAGGUUUUGGUGCAAAUGACUAUCACAGACUUUACCUCGCAUAGCACUGGCUUUGUAUCCAUAUAGCUCUGAUCCUGUGUAGUGGGGCAGCAAUAAGGAGGGGCUGUCUGAUCCUGUGUAGUGGGGCCACAAUAAGGAGGGGCUGUCUGAUCCUGUGUAGUGGGGCCACAAUAAGGAGGGGCUGUCUGAUCCUGUGUAGUGGGGCCACAAUAAGGAGGGGCUGUCUGAUCCUGUGUAGUGGGGCCACAAUAAGGAGGGGCUGUCUGAUCCUGUGUAGUGGGGCCACAAUAAGGAGGGGCUGUCUGAUCCUGUGUAGUGGGGCCACAAUAAGGAGGGGCUAUCUGAUCCUGUGUAGUGGGGCCACAAUAAGGAGGGGCUGUCUGAUCCUGUGUAGUGGGGCCACAAUAAGGAGGGGCUGUCUGAUCCUGUGUAGUGGGGCCACAAUAAGGAGGGGCUGUCUGCCUCAAGUGUAACUCUGAUGGAAGGAGUCUGAUUCAUCGAAAGUCUAGCAUGCAUGUUGGAUAUCAUAUUUGGUCAUUGGACUAAAAUUAUGAAAAGAGGGCAUGCUUUGUGUAUUUUCAAAGUCAGUUGUACUCAAAGGAAGGCAUGGACAGGUAUUAAAUCCUCUCUUCGACUGAGAGUCAGUUGAGAUCAGACAAAGUGAUAUAUGAUUGCUGAGAUGUAGGUUGGCACAAGUAUAGUUAACCACAAGUGAUUUGAAUUAGAUCUGGAUAAAGUAAGAGUGUAUCCACUGUGUAUGAUAGAGCUGUGGAAGUAUGCCUCAUCCAACAGCAAUCUAACUUUAUACUGUUUGACUGAAGUAAGCCCUAUGGCUAUAUGAUUGCAUUUCUAUUUAUUUUCUGAAAGUGAAUUGUUUGUGCAUUUGGGCCCUUCCAUUGUCAAAUAUACGGGUCCUUUCAGUUCAAAGGGGAGCAAUUGUUCAGAGGUAACAUGAUUUGUCCCCUAAAAACCUCCUUUUAAAAAUUAAGUAGCAUGUACACUGAUGUUUAUGAUUUAAGUAAUUUAUUUAAUAUGCUACUUUGUAAUGUGGUAGUUCAUUUUCCAGAAAAAUGUGUUCCAUGCAAACUUCUAGUAUUGAAAUAUGGUAGUUUAGGUCAAAGAAAAAUAUAAACAAACAUUAAGCAUUGAAUUAAUAGUUAUAAAACAUUUUGAUUUAACUUCAUAGAUAAAAAAUACUGGAACAGAUGAUUAGUGAAAUUUGUCCCCUGAUAAAAAAAGUAUAUAUGUGUUAACAGAAAAUUUUGUAUCACAGUAAACAAGAAAUGGUAACUUGAUUAUUAUUGUCAGAUAACUUAUUUUCAAGGCUUAGAAUUAGUCAUUUACAGCAUGUUUAAAGUGUUAUGUUUUUGUCGUUUGAAGACUUUUCUGUUGCUGUUUUGAAUGUAGAUAGAUAGAAUCUCAGAUCUUGUGUGACGAGAGAAAUCUCAGGUUAUAGUUCAGCUUUAGAUCCAGGUUCUGCCUUUGAUAUAUCUGAAGUCAAAAUUGCAUUGUCUUCAUUACAGGUUACACAUUUUCCUUCUCUAAUUCCUGAUCAUACCAAGUGACAAAACUGCUAAUUCAGUCUUACUGGUAAUAUUCACAUAAAUUUGAGACACAUCCUGUGGAAGGUGUGAAGUGAGACAUAUUUAAUAAAUAUUUGAUAUACGUGUAUAUAAAAUACACAAGUUAGGAGAGAGUAUGUAUGAAUGAUCUUAUCUAGCAAACACGGGAGUGCUAUAUAAUUCACUUGUAUGGUCUCUUCAUUUGCACAGAAGAUGGUGUGCAAGAUGUCAAGUACUGGUGUGUUAUAUAUUGACUUGCAUGAAAGCCUGUGUUUGGAUCCGAGACUUGCAAGGCUGAGUUUCAUUUCAUUGUAUGUAUUACAUUUCAUCUUUUAGUUUACACCAUGAAUACAAGUUGAUAAAAUAUUGUAUGUUGUGCUAUUAAUGAAUUCAGUGUUGAGAAGAAUGAGAUUUGUAUAUGAGGUUACCAGUUAAAUGGUAUAUGUGUGUGUGUCAUUAUUUAGUUAAAUUGACAUUAAUAUUUUGAUGAAUGGAUUCUAACAAUAAAUUGAAUGUAUCACAAAAUGUA
Molecule: messenger RNA, 5190 nt
Organism: Pecten maximus
Lineage: Eukaryota; Metazoa; Mollusca; Bivalvia; Pectinida; Pectinidae
Product: E3 ubiquitin-protein ligase Bre1-like
Exons: 17
Coding region: 96-3143 (1015 amino acids)
Cellular component (GO): nucleus; HULC complex
Molecular function (GO): metal ion binding; ubiquitin protein ligase activity
Source: RefSeq, a predicted model, not a curated record